Messenger RNA from Caenorhabditis briggsae, 438 nucleotides. The record is from RefSeq and is a predicted model, not a curated record. The transcript is spliced from 2 exons. NCBI's taxonomy places the organism in Eukaryota, Metazoa, Nematoda, Chromadorea, Rhabditida, Rhabditidae. The coding region runs from base 1 to 438 and encodes 145 amino acids.
AUGUCGUCUGGAUUCAAAAUCUGGGCACAAGAGACCAGCGACGUCUUCCACGAGGAGUACAAAUUUUUGCGAGAAUUCGAGAUUCAAAAUAAACAAAAAAGCUAUUGGAGAUAUCGAAUAAGUCAGGAGCAAAAAGAAAUCUAUAAUCAGAAAUCGAGAAUUUUGAAAAUCGAAAAAAAGGAGAGGGAAAUUUGGAUACCGAAGAAUCCCAAGAAUCCGUAUGAGGUUUGGAUUCAGAAGAAUUUUGAGAAGAUUCGAGAAAAAAAUUUGGAGAGGAAUUCAGAAGACGUUGUGAGAAAAUUGAAUGAGAUUUGGAGGAAAAUGACGGAGGAGGACAAAAUUCCAUAUAUUGAAGAAUAUGAGGAGAUUAAAGAGGAUCAAAAAGAAAAAUCAAUCAAAAUUCGGACUUUAAUUGUCCUUCUAAUUAUCUUCCAAUGA